AUGGACCAACCGUCGUGCUAUGACUUCAGCGGACAGUUCAACUCACCUGCGCCGUUCUUCUUUCCGUCGUCGUCUUGCCCCAACACAGUGAAUGCAUCAUCAAGUACCGAUCAACUGUUGGACUUCACUCAUGAUGCCACAAUUUGUUACGAAACUCAACAAGCAUCAGAUGUGGGGUUCCAGUAUGAUUACGAUGGUGGAAUGUUACGGCAAGCGCGUGUGAGAGAUAGGACUACAAGUACAAGCACGCAAUACCUGAACGAGGUGUAUACCGACGGUCCUAGCCAAGAGGUGGCGAUGGAGGCGCCCUUGGCAAGAACAUUUGGUACGAUGGUCAACGAAAAGGUGUUUGCCAGCGUACGAAACGCCGAAACGAGUAUGGAUGCGGCCGAGUUCGAUUUACUUCGAGAUAUCGAGACCCAGACGACGUUGAACGAUGUCGGACUGAUGACGGAUUUUUGGACCGAUAUGGGUCAUUCACCGUGA
This is a messenger RNA of Ostertagia ostertagi, 486 nucleotides long. The record is from the annotation of a GenBank genome assembly. Lineage: Eukaryota; Metazoa; Nematoda; Chromadorea; Rhabditida; Trichostrongylidae.